Messenger RNA from Magallana angulata, 495 nucleotides. RefSeq names its product U6 snRNA-associated Sm-like protein LSm5. Lineage: Eukaryota; Metazoa; Mollusca; Bivalvia; Ostreida; Ostreidae. Gene Ontology annotation, molecular function: RNA binding. The transcript is spliced from 5 exons. The coding region runs from base 90 to 362 and encodes 90 amino acids. Gene Ontology annotation, biological process: mRNA splicing, via spliceosome. The record is from RefSeq and is a predicted model, not a curated record. Gene Ontology annotation, cellular component: U6 snRNP; Lsm1-7-Pat1 complex; U4/U6 x U5 tri-snRNP complex.
CCGGAAGUAAUAUGUAUUCGGAACUUUAUUUUCGGAACUCCUCAUACUUUAUCAUUUGAAUCUCACGUGUGAAUACAAAUUGGCAAAAUAUGACAACAACAUUUUCAAACCCAUCCCAGCUCUUGCCUUUAGAGUUGGUGGAUAAAUGUAUUGGAUCUCGCAUUCACAUCAUCAUGAAAAAUGACAAAGAAAUUGUAGGAGUGUUGCUGGGUUUUGAUGACUAUGUCAAUAUGGUGUUGGAAGAUGUCACAGAAUUUGAAAGCACACCAGAAGGAAGAAGAGUGACAAAACUGGAUCAAAUUUUGUUGAAUGGAAACAAUAUCACUAUGUUGGUUCCUGGGGGUGAGGGUCCAGAAACUUAGGAAAGAAAGAUCUCAGCAUUUUAUCAGGGGAGCGCCAUCUUUCAUGGAACAUUUAAACAUUUUUUUUUUACACCCAAUUCACUUUUGUCAACAUCAUGUUAUACAAGAUUGAAAUAAAUGUUGUUUAAUUCAA